Molecule: messenger RNA, 2034 nt
Organism: Ceutorhynchus assimilis (cabbage seed weevil)
Lineage: Eukaryota; Metazoa; Arthropoda; Insecta; Coleoptera; Curculionidae
Source: the annotation of a GenBank genome assembly
UUUAAAAAUGGACGAUUUUUGUAUGUUCUUAUUUGUAUUUACGUCGCGUAGUUGUACAGUCGUCGAAAAUAUUCCCGGGGUGAAAAAUGAGCGAACGAAACGAGAAAAUCCUAGUGGAACUGAUGAAAUUUUCCGGUAACAAUGUUUGUGCCGAUUGCGACUCGAAAAAUCCUGCCUAUGCUUCCUACAAUUUGGGCAUAUUCAUAUGCGAACGAUGCUCGGGAGUGCACAGAAGCAUGGGCGUACACAUCAGCAAAGUGAAGCACCUGAAACUGGACAAGUGGGAAGAUUCCCAGGUGGAACGAAUGAAAGAGGUGGGCAACAAAAGGGCCAAAAUGAAGUACGAAGAAAGGGUGCCGCCUUGCUAUCGGAUACCCAAAGAAGACGACCCACAUAUCUUGAUCGAGCAAUGGAUCCGUGCCAAAUACCAACGCGAAGAAUUCUGCUACCCGGAACGACAAUCCUACACCAGCGGCUACUUUUCCGGCUUCCUAAUGAAACGCGGCAAAGAAGACAGCCGCUACAGAUCCAGGAAAUUCAUCUUAUCCGAACAAGACGACACCCUAAAAUAUUACAUCACCGAGUACAAAGACCCAAAAGCCAUUUUACGAAUAUCUGAACUCAAUGUUGUCCUUUCACCUGAAAAAAUGAGCCCCUACAUUAACUCUUUGCAAAUCACUUUUCUUAAAGAUGGUACCACCAGACACAUUUAUGUAUACCACGAUGAGGCAGAAGUUAUUACGAAUUGGUACAUGGCAAUACGCUGUGCCAAAUUGCACCGGCUUCAAGUGGCUUAUCCUUCAGACAGCCAAACAGAACUGUCAAAGUAUUUGACUGAGGAUUUUGCCAAAGAAGGUUGGCUGUGGAAAACUGGCCCUAGAACUAGUGAUGGCUUCAAAAAACGCUGGUUCGCUUUGGACAAUAGAAAGCUAAUGUACCAUGACGAUCCUAUGGAUGCUAAUCCAAAAGGAGAAAUAUUUAUUGGUCAUAUGGCUGACGGUUAUGGUAUUAAGAUGGGUGUGUCCACAGGAGUUAAGGACCAAGGAUUUUCGUUUAUGCUGACCACACCUGACAGAGUCUACAAUUUGUCAGCGCAGUCAGAAAUUGACCGAGACCUUUGGAUCGAAGUACUGGAAAGGGUGAUUGAGAAGCCGCUCACUGCCCAAGACAUUGCAGUAUCGGCUCGUUUGGUUCGCAAGAGGACCAGCUCAAACUCGAUCAGCAUAUUUUCGCCUAGGUAGUUCCUAUGGACAUAUCCGAGAUUUGCCUAAAACUUUUUUUUAGCCUAGUCCACAUACGUAAAGCAGAACUCAUUUUUAGUGGGUACUCAGUAUGACUUGGACCAACUGAAUCAUCAUUUCUCAUGCUUGGGUUCAUCAGCGUUGUCAAAUCAAUUCUGGGAUCAUUUUUGCAAAAUGUAAUCUCCAAUAGCAUUUACUAAACGUCUUCAAAUACAGGGUCAAUUUUUAUAUAUAUAUACGGAUACCCUGUAUGUUGGAGGCAAAUUUUGUACAGACGAUUUAUAUUAUUGUAUAAAUUAAAAUUAAUUUAGGGCCUAUCUUGUAAGUGGCGAGGAUUUAUGUGUCCAGAUAUUUAACCGACAACACUAAGGUCUGUCACUUAUUAAGUAUUGUGGAUCAAAUAUCAGGACACCCUGUAUAAACACCUAGAAAGAUAAUUUUGUUUGUUUUGGUAUGAUAAAUUGUUCUGUUAAUACCUAUAUAGCCAAAAUAAUGAUUCCAGUUGUAUAUUAUUGUUUUGACACUAUUGUGUAAUGAUUUUUCUUUAGUUUUUGAUCUUGAGGAUUUUUAGAUUGGCGAGAUGUUCAUGGGAGGACUCAGCAGCGCCCCCUUCUGCCUUACUUCCGCUGUUAAAGUCUUUAAGAUCGUAUUUUAGUUUGUAGGCAAAGUUUUCAUCCAAACGAUCUUGUAAAUAUUUACUCUUUUUUUAGAUUUAUACACCAAAAUAUUUUUUAUUAGUAUUUAAGAACGAGAAUUUGUUUUAGUAUUUACCAAAUAAACAUUUUAUUUUAAU